Messenger RNA from Cyphellophora europaea CBS 101466, 2199 nucleotides. RefSeq lists its product as uncharacterized. The coding region runs from base 1 to 2199 and encodes 732 amino acids. Gene Ontology annotation, cellular component: nucleus. Lineage: Eukaryota; Fungi; Ascomycota; Eurotiomycetes; Chaetothyriales; Cyphellophoraceae. Gene Ontology annotation, molecular function: DNA-binding transcription factor activity, RNA polymerase II-specific; zinc ion binding; RNA polymerase II transcription regulatory region sequence-specific DNA binding. The transcript is spliced from 3 exons. The record is from RefSeq and is a predicted model, not a curated record. Gene Ontology annotation, biological process: cellular response to starvation; regulation of DNA-templated transcription.
AUGGCGGCCUCUGAUGUCGAGGACCCUCGCUCCCGUUCUGGCUCUCCUGACGAAAGCGAACUUCAAGAAGACAUGUCAGAGCCACCUCAAGAGGGAAAGAAGUCGAAGCCUGCCAACGGUGCUUCCAAUGCAAAGGACCCCAAUCGUCCUAGGCGCAAAAAGGCUCGUCGGGCUUGCUUUGCGUGUCAGCGUGCUCAUCUGACAUGCGGUGAUGAACGUCCGUGUCAACGAUGCAUUAAGCGUGGCCUGCAAGAUGCUUGCCAGGAUGGAGUCCGAAAAAAGGCCAAAUACCUUCACGAUGCUCCCAAUGAGGCGCUCAUGCCCGGUGUCGGUGCCACCAUGUACACGCAUCCCGCAGCGAAGCGCGCCUCGACCACCACUAACCCCCAUGAUUCGCAGCAGCAGAGCCAGCCACAGGGAAAUUCCCAGCAGUAUUUUCCGCCAUCGCAGAACUUCAACAUGUUCACCCCGUCCCAGCAGAUGCCACCCCCGAUGCUGCAGGAGCGAUCCAUGAGCAGCUCGAAUAUGAUGCAGCAGUCGCCCCUGAACACCACUUUCAAUAUCAGCACCCAGCCUCCCAUGCAGUCCCCAACUGUCGAACACACCAAUCAAGGUAUGCAACCUCAAGGCUGGUCUGGAAUGGCUGGCGCUCUCUUUAACGAUCCCUCGGCCUUCAACUUUGAUAUUGCCAGCAUGAACUUCACAAACCAAUAUGGUGCGCUGGAAUUCGGCAUGCUUGGCCAGAUGGCCACCAAUGCCGGAGAUACACCUCCAAGCGAGUCAGGCACUACGCGAGGUUCAGUCCAUCAGAACUAUCGCGUGCCUUUGGGCAGCUUCAGCGAGUCCCCCAACAACACUUCUUUCCCUUACAACGACCCCGCCAUGAUGUCCGACUGGUCCAAUGGUUCAGGUGUAUAUCACGCCCAGAUGGGCGGGGGCCAACCACAAGCUCCGCAUGCUUUUGCGAUCGAGACCAAUGCUCAGUUCCACUCACCCGAAAACCAUCAGACGCCGCCUGAUGGGCUCAAAUUUGAGGAAUCGCCGCUUCUCACCUCUGCCCAUCUGAAACCUCCUGUUGAGAACAACAUGUCUCAACCGCUGCAGCGGCCGCAGGUAUCGCCUCAGAAACAGCGACAACCAACUCAAAUCACUACACCUCAGCUCAAGGCCAAAACCGCAUUACCUGCGAAACCUUCCUCCAAACGUCCACGCGACCCCUCUACAAUCUAUACGUCCGUCACCACACCUCAUCCUUACACGCAAAACUUCCACCAUUUGAUCGCCUAUCUUCAGCGGCGCUUCUCAUCGCAGCACUCCAAGACGCUCAGCAUUGCCAAAUCACUGGCCUCCAUACGUCCCUCGUUCAUCGCCACAACCAAGACCCUCAACCGAGAUGACCUCAUCUUUAUGGAGAAGUGCUUUCAGCGUACGUUGUUCGAGUACGAAAGCUUCAUCGAAGGCGUGGGCACACCCACUAUCGUCGCACGCCGUACUGGUGAGGUGGCGGCUGUGGGUAAGGAGUUCCAAAUCCUGACCGGCUGGUCGAAGUCGGUUUUGCUUGGUCGGGCUCCGAAUCUGAACGUCAACCGUGGACACACAGGCCUUACGCCGCAAACGGGCUCGGGUGCAAAUUCGGCGUCAGCAAGCUACGGCAACACCAAAGGAUUCAACACGCCGCAGCGUACAACUGUCACCGAGGAGGCCAAUGGACAAAAUGGGGAGAAGAGAGAUCGACCCGUAUUUUUGGCCGAGUUAUUGGAUGAUGACUCGGUCGUGCAGUUCUAUGAGGACUUUGCAAGACUCGCAUUCGGAGACAGCAGGGGCAGUGUUUUUCGGAAGGGCAAAUUGCUCAAGUACCGCACCCGCGAGGACGAAGUGGCUGCAGAACUCCGGAAGGAAGCGGCGCAGCGUCAGUCCGAUGGCACAGGUGCCGAUGCGGGAGGAGAUGACCAGGUGGGAAGCAUGGGUGGUCCAGUGGGAGGCGGUGGACAGGGCCCGCAGAGGCGCGAUACCACGAGCGGUGGUGUGAACCCGAAGCUCCGCAAAGAGGGUAUUUCGGGGGAGAAGGGGAUGCAGAAAUUGGGAAGCGCGGACGGAAAAGUGGACUGCGCUUAUUGCUGGACGGUGAAGAGGGACGUUUUUGACAUUCCCAUGCUGCUUGUGAUGAAUGUGAGUACAUCCCCGUCCUUCCCGAGUUAG